Zingiber officinale is the source of this 495-nucleotide messenger RNA. RefSeq names its product calmodulin-like protein 3. The coding region runs from base 14 to 481 and encodes 155 amino acids. Gene Ontology annotation, molecular function: calcium ion binding. The record is from RefSeq and is a predicted model, not a curated record. NCBI's taxonomy places the organism in Eukaryota, Viridiplantae, Streptophyta, Magnoliopsida, Zingiberales, Zingiberaceae. The transcript has a single exon.
UCCGGCGCCGGAAAUGGACCCGUCGGAGCUGAAGCGCGUCUUCCAGAUGUUCGACCGGGACGGGGACGGCAGCAUCACGAAGGAGGAGCUGCAGGAGUCGCUCAAGAACCUGGGCAUCCAGACCGCGGAGGAGGAGCUGGCAGCGAUGAUCGAGAAGAUCGACGCGAAUGGCGACGGGCGCGUGGACGUGGAGGAGUUCGGGGAGCUGUACCGGUCGGUGAUGAUGGACGAGAGCGGGGACGAGGACCCGGAGGAGGACAUGCGGGAGGCGUUCGACGUCUUCGACCAGAACGGCGACGGGUUCAUCACGGUGGAGGAGCUGCGGUCGGUGCUCAGCUCCCUCGGCCUCAAGCAGGGGCGGACCGUCGAGGACUGCAAGAAGAUGAUCAGCAAGGUGGACGUCGACGGCGACGGCAAGGUCAACUUCAAGGAGUUUAAGCAGAUGAUGAAGGGCGGCGGAUUUGCGGCUCUCAGUAAUUAAUUAAUCAAUUAAUU